AUGGUGUACUACUUCACCUCGAACGUCGUGGAGCCGGCGGGCUUCAUUUACGUCGGCAAGGAUAAGUUUGAGAACGAGGACUUGAUCAAGUAUGGCUGGGAGGAAGAUUUCCACGUCGACAAGCUCUCCAGCGCGCACAUCUACCUGCGCAUGCAGCCCGGCCAGACAUGGGACAACCUGCCUGAGCCGCUGGUCAUGGACCUGGCGCAGCUCACAAAGGCAAACUCAAUAGAGGGGAAUAAAAAGGACAACGUCACCAUCAUCUACACGCCCUGGUCGAAUCUCAAAAAGGACGGAAGCAUGGACGUUGGACAAGUCAAGCGCGUACUCGUCCCCCAUCGCGAAAACCCCAUCGUCAACCGCCUCAACAAGACAAAAGUCGAAAAGAAGCCCGACCUCAAGGCCGAGAGAGAUGAUAUGCUCAAGGAGCUCCGUAAGAAGGAACAGGCCGCGCAGCUGAUCAAGAAAAAAGAAGAACAGCGACAAGCCCAAGAGUGGAAGGAAAAGAAGUGGCAGAAGGAUCAUGCGUACGACGACCUCUUCACCGACGAGAACAUGGCUGCGGCGAGCAACCAGGACCGAGCAGAGGAUUGGGAAGACGACUUUAUGUAG
Messenger RNA from Trichoderma citrinoviride, 612 nucleotides. RefSeq names its product DUF814-domain-containing protein. The coding region runs from base 1 to 612 and encodes 203 amino acids. NCBI's taxonomy places the organism in Eukaryota, Fungi, Ascomycota, Sordariomycetes, Hypocreales, Hypocreaceae. The transcript has 6 exons. The record is from RefSeq and is a predicted model, not a curated record.